AUGUCUAGCUCCAUGGAAGCAAGACCUCUCGCGUCGGCGAUGGAAAGCCCCACGUUUGACGAGGAUAGUUCUUUCCAUGUAGAGCAGCCGGUAGGAUCUAUGUCAAUAUCCCCCUGUGGACGAGAUGUCGUUCUCGCAUCCAAGGAGGGUCUACAUGUCAUUGAUCUGGAUUCCCCGUACUCUCCGCCACGGUAUCUCCCUCAUCACACACCAUGGGAGGUAGCCGACGUACAGUGGUCACCAUUCGCCGCACGCGAUCAAUGGGUUGUUAGUACGUCGAACCAGAAAGCCUUGGUAUGGAACUUGUCAAUGAAGACAUGGCAAAACUCCAUUGAAAUUGUGCUCCACGCCCAUUCUCGCGCAAUCACGGACAUAAACUUCUCUGCAUUUCAUCCCGAUCUUCUGGCUACUUGCUCCGUGGACAGCUUUGUACAUUGCUGGGAUUUACGCGCUCCCGCGCGGCCAGCCGUCUCGUUCUCCGAUUGGUUCACUGGUGCGACCCAGGUCAAAUGGAAUCGGCAAGAUCCCCACGUCAUUGCGAGCUCUCACGAUCGGUUUCUUCGGAUCUGGGAUGAUCGAAUGGGUGCGUACCCAAUCAAGUCCAUCGAAGCCCACAACACCAAGAUCUAUGGCGUUGAUUGGAAUCGUGUUCGACGUGGUGCCCUGGUGACUUGUUCUCUGGAUAGAACGGUCAAGUUCUGGGACUACACCACCGACUCGGCCGAUAUCCCAGAGAAGCAGAUUCAUACCCCGUUUCCCGUUUGGCGAGCCCGCAAUACACCCUUUGGAUGGGGUGUGCUUGCAAUGCCACAGAGAGGCAACAACGAUCUUCAUCUCUACAGCCGACGAGCCGAGGAGGGCUCAUCUCCCGAGGAUGACUUACCUCUGGUUCAUAGCUUUCCAGGGCACAAGGGACAGGUCAAAGAGUUUCUGUGGAGGCCCCGAGGGGGUGUAGCAGACGGGAUCGACCAUCGCGAGUAUCAAUUAGUGACUUGGGGAACGGACAGAGAGCUUCGGCUACAUAGAGUCGAUCCUGAGAUUCUACAGCGCGUUGGUUACGAGAAGGGCAAGAGUUUCAUUUCCACACGAACUGUGACCCGGCUUGGUGCCAUAUACCGGAGUUUCCGCGAUGUCAAUUCCGACCUGGAAAUUGAUGACCAGGACACAGCUUCUUCAGUUGGCGGUCAGAACCAGAACAAUGCUACCGGUGCUGGGAUGAACGCCAUCACUGUUCCGCACGCUCGUGGCUGGAUCAAAGGAGGUCAUCAUGGUCGAGUUGGUAUGCAGCCAAGAUCUAAUCUGAGAGCCGAUACGAAUCCAAUUGCCUGGAUGCGCGGUGUGAAGAUCUCAGGAUGGGAUAUCGAAACACUGGGAGAUGAAAUCAGUCAUGUCGGCGAGAAGUUUACAAAAGUCGCCUUUGAUUCGGUCGAUGUGCGCCAACGAAAGAUCUCAAUUUCCCUUCAUGGUCCCUGGGGCGCCGACGGGGCCUCGUUGUUCUUGAAAGUGGACAUCAAAUUCCCGACAACCUAUCCCAAGUCUGCGAUUCCAACAUUCGCCGUCCAAAAGACAGCAGCAGUGACUGAUGAGUGGGCCGCAAAGACCACUGCUGCGCUGAGAACAAUUGCUGAAACAUACAUGUCCCGAAAUCGCGGGUGUCUAGAAGGCGCCGUUCGCUAUCUAUUGGGCGAGAGCAGUCUAGAGGAAAGUAUAGCAUGGAUUCUCGGAGAGACUGGCGAUACCCUCAAAUCUCCCAUCAACGGUGAAAUAGAAGGAGAAUCGAGUGACGAAGACGAAGUUGGAAUGACCCAGAGUCAAGAGCUAGGGAUGAGCUCUGAGCUCCUCCGACCUGUCAACGCCAACGUCAUGGUGCCCGUGGCCAAGGCUUGCGGAGCCCUUUGGGCAAACGAUGGCCGCCUAGUGUGUUUCUUCCCGCCAAAGCAAAAGAAAGACAAGUCAGCGGAAUUGUUCGAAAACAUGGGCUUUAAAGAGAUGACAAGAUGGUCUCGUGGAGAUAAGGUCUUUGAAGGGUUUGGUCGCCUCCACACCAACUCUCCUGGUCCUCGUGGAAGGGGAACAAUUACCAGCACAGAGGAUGGUGCCUCAUCCGAUUCAGAUGAAUCGUACUCAGACUCUUCAAGCUCUUCGGGCUCGUCUGAUAUGCUUUCUGGACUACCCACGCGCUUCCCUGCACCGCAAACAUGGCGCAGUGCCGGAAGCUAUGGUGUUCACCGACCACGUUCAACGGAUAAUUCCCAGCGAUCGAUCGGAGGCUCUGGGACACUCAAAUCCGAAGGUCCCCAGAACAUCGUUUCAAUCCAUAACUUGAGCGACUUGUUACCAGUCAAGCGGCAGUUAGCUUGUCAAUAUCGCAUCUGUGGCAAAGGGACAGAUGUGUGUUCCCACAAUGCUGCGGUAGCCCUUGACGCGGGCUGCUACGAACUAGCCCAAAUCUGGGGUCUGAUCAAAUUGAUUUUGCAUGUUCGAAAGGAUUCCAAUGCCUUGCCUGAGUCAGGUUUGUUGCAACGGCGCAUGCGAAUGAAAGGUGGUGGUAUUGGUGGCCUUGGAGUCGAUGGGAUGUACAGAGAUGUAUCAGGAAGUAUCAUUCGCUGGGGAGACCACCCUCUUGGCAGCCAUUGGCUUGUUCCUGCUUUGUUUGAACAUUUUGAGCGCAUUGGAGAUGUGCAAAUGGUAGCGAUGCUUUCGUGCGUGCUACUGGAAGCCAGUCAAGAGGGCGCUUUGGAGCAUGAAAAAGCCAAGAAGCAACCCGGACAGCAAGAUUUCUCACUAGAUUUCUCCUCGGUAUCACAGGCACUCCCAACCAAGCCACCGGUGGUAACGCCUGCAUCAUCCAUUCAGAAGGAAGUUCAGUCAACACCUACUGCCCAGACUUCAGCACGGUCAUCCAGCGAAGUAUGGCGUCUCGAUUCAACACCACCACAUUCUACAGGCACUACGCCUCCAGUCACAACUCGCCCGCGAGGCAUCGCUGCUGACCGAAAGUCGUUGAGUCACAAUGUCUCAAUAGCUGCCUCGCCCGACCAACAAUCCCAACCACGAAGUGGAUCUGGGUUCGGGUCUGUGCUGGCGUCAUCAUUGUCUCGUUCAUUUACAUUCGGACCAUCAUCAGCCUCACCACCGUUGAGUCGGAUGGACAAGAAGAAAACAACACCCCUGGACAGCCCAGGCGUGACAACGGGGCAAGCUUCGCAGGCUCAAUCCGACACCGAGAGUGACCAUGCACCUGAAGUCCCACCAGCGCCUGCAAGGUUCAAAAUCACAUUCAAGAACAAGGAUGCAUUCGAAAGCAACGGACCGGCACAACAAUCCCUUCUUGAUCCCAGCAAAGAACCGCUAUAUCGCUCCUACCGCGCUUCAUAUGCUAAUUUACUGGCAACCUGGGAUCUUCCCGUCCAGCAAAGUGAAGUUAUGAAAUUCGGAGCCGUUUCUGACCGAAUCGACGAUUUGAGCGCAAGCCAUUACUGGAACAGCACCAACCCAGACAGCACCGAAGCAUCCUUGAAAGACCCACAACCAGCCAUAGACCCCCAGGCCCUGGAUUUCCAACGCCAUUGCGCCAGCUGUGGACAUGCGCUGCAACGAUCCAUCUUCAACAACCAUCCCAUGGCCCCCGAUACCCCCUCUAAGCGCAAUAAACGCAAAUCCUCAGUUCGUCGAUGUCCCAACUGCAAGCCUCGCCAAGCACUGCCCACAAAACUACCCUGCGUCAUCUGCGGCGAGGUAGUAGACGGCAUGUUAAUACCAUGCUUGAGCUGUGGCCACGUGAGCUGUUUCGACUGCCAUCGACACUGGUUCCUUCGACCAGACGACACCUUCGCCUCUCAACCAGACCACCCAGGUCAGCCCAAGUCUCCUCCAGCCUGCCCAACCGGAUGCGGCUGCCAAUGCUCCGAGCACAUCGCCGUAAAAGUCCCCAUGCCAACCGAGACGGCAUCGCCAAUUACCCCGGAAUACUCACCCGCACCGCACCCUGCCGUCACACAAGCGAAGCAUUCUCGCCGUCGACAAUCCGAACCCGUGGUUUCGGACCCUAGCCGUAGACCUCUUCCGCCCAGGGGAGUGGCAGUCGGCCAGCCUGAAGAUGGCUUGAAUGUUUGGGAAGAAUCGUCGCCGUUUGCUUCGUUGGCGCGCGGUCUCGGUGGCGGGUUGAGCCGAGGUUUGCGGACGAAAGACGAGCGCAAGAAGAAUAAGUCCGUUGCUAUGGCAUCUAAUAUGAAGAGUCCUUGA
This is a messenger RNA of Penicillium brevicompactum, 4245 nucleotides long. Its product is annotated as Mtc5p. The record is from RefSeq and is a predicted model, not a curated record. The transcript has 2 exons. Gene Ontology annotation, molecular function: protein binding. Bases 1 to 4245 code for a protein of 1414 amino acids. Lineage: Eukaryota; Fungi; Ascomycota; Eurotiomycetes; Eurotiales; Aspergillaceae.